Molecule: messenger RNA, 1522 nt
Organism: Hypomesus transpacificus
Lineage: Eukaryota; Metazoa; Chordata; Actinopteri; Osmeriformes; Osmeridae
Exons: 7
Coding region: 79-1479 (466 amino acids)
Source: RefSeq, a predicted model, not a curated record
CUGCACCACCCCAUUGUGGGAAACGCAGUGUGAGGACUGGUGUGUGUAUGUGUGUGUGUGAGUGUGUAUGUGUGCUAGAUGCCUCAGCUGACCACUGUGUUGUCCUCCAAAGGUCAGGGGGUCAGGGGGGGAGGGGAGGAGGAGGGGAGGGGAGGAGGGGGCGCUGGGGUAGAAUCCGAGGAUGGGCCCCAUGUUUGGAUGGAAGGAACGGGGGAGGAGCAGGAGGAGAGGAGGAAGCAGCAGAGGGUUGGCCCCCUAUGCCGAGGCUGGCUCUGCGUGGCUCUGGCUGGAGUCCUGUGGUCAGUGUGCCAGCAGGAGGCGCCAUUUCACCCCUCUCUCUGCCUCUCCCAGCUGGGCUGGAGGCUGCUGCUGCUGGGGUUGGGGCUGGGGAGCUGUGCCCUGGUCCUGAGGACCUGCCUGGGGCUGGGGCACAGAGGAGUUGUUGCAGCAAAGACCACCAAAGGGCAGUGUUCUGCAUCCCUGAACCCCAGGUCCCCAGAGGGCCUCCUGUCUCUGGCCGGAGUCUUGGCUGACAGCCUGGUCCUCUGUCUGCUUCAGGAGCCUCUGCUGGAACCCACCAUGCCCCACAUACAGGCCCUGCUCUGCAGACUGGAGACAGUGUCUCAGGCCCUGGAGCCAGUGUAUGUCCAGACCGGCUCUGUGGAGGCUUCUGAGGGGGCGUCACACCAUGGAGGAGGACACUCUGCUCUGCUGGACAGCCUCAGACACCUCCACACCUACCUGCAGCAGAGGGCUAGCAGACUGCACAGCCUCCUCCAGGAGCAGAGCCAGUAUGAGGCCAGCCUGGGAGGGCUCCAAAUGGGCCUGGAGCAGCUGUGGACCAGGCUGGAGGUGCUCCACACCCAGGUUACACUCACCAAGGAGGGGGAGGAUGGAAGCCACGAGAACCUGCACACCGUCCAGAGAGAGACGCAGUGCUUGUCCACUGAGGUAAGUCAGUGCAGUAACAUGCUGCAGUGUAGCCAGACAAAGCUAAAGGAGAUUACCCUGAUCUUGCAGGAGCUGGUGUGGGGUCACACACAUACAGGUUGCACACUCCAAACCAGCAUAGAGUCUGUGUGGCCUGAGCUACUGCAGCAGUCGAACAUGGAGCUGCUUGACAAGGUCCAGGAGAGCUGCUGGUCCCUGGAGCAGCAGACGUCCACCUUCCAGGCCCACCUGCACGGCCUCAGAGACACCAGCUGUGUGGGACCCCCCCUCUCCCUGCUCUCCCCCGUCUCCCCCCUCAGCCAUGCCACGCCUCCCCCCCCUGGACAGCCUUCCACCACACCUUCAGGCCACCUCCCUCCCAGCCUCUCAGCCACCCCCACCCCUAUACCCCUCUCCUCAGAUGGGUUGGUCCGCCUGAGUUUGUGGAAGAGGUCGGCGCUGCAACUCUCCAGCACCAUAAGCUGCUUCAGCACCAGGACGAGGAGGAAGUCACAUGACAGGGAACAGGAAGUAUUCUCUAAGGAAUGAGGAAGACUUCUAAAAGACUUAAUAAAGUAUUUGUUUGAUAAAA